AUGGGUUUUCACACGUGGAUUGUUUACAAAACUAUGGCGGUGCUGGACGAUGUGAGUAGUAUCAUUAUAUUAAAGCACGGCAGACGAUUCAACAGACCUCCACCUUCCAAAGCGAUAUACGUUCUUCUUCGGCAUCGAUAUUCAGAAAUUCUGAGACAGCAAUCGGAUUGUUUUACCGCAAGGAACUGCGUUUUAAUCGAUGACAAAAAUCACUCCGGCGACAAUUACACGUUAUUUGACGCUGUCAUGUUCGGCCAAGAGUCCUCAGGACUGACUAAUAGCCCAGGGAAACCAUUCAAAGCCCUGAACGUCUUUACUUCAACGUUUCCACCGGACAGCGAAGCUGUCUGCGAUAUAAGCUAUGAUGAUUUUUUCAAUUUAACGUUUUCUUAUCGUCUAGACUCAGACGUUGUCUUGAAACGUUUCGUGGUGCGUAAGCCUAAUGGGGACAUCAUUGCACCGGGGGUCGCGCCACCGUGGGGUGCGAAUCUAAGCUCUUUAUCCAAUAGGAUAAGGUCGAUAAUAAAACGUAAAAGGAAAGCAGUCGCCUAUCUGAACUACAACUGCAAGCUGGAGAGUUCGAAAGGGAUGUACUAUAAUAAACUGGAAGAGAUCUUUACAGAAUACGCUCUAAAUGUCGAUACAUACAAUUGUUCUUACGACUGUGAUAAUGAAAGAUGUGGUGUAACUUUGCCGGAUGAAUAUUAUUUCUAUAUAAUAUUUGAGAAUUAUUUCGCUGAGGAUUAUGUCACGAACAGAAUAUUGGACGCAUAUGAUAAUUAUGUAGUUCCAAUAUUAUAUGGUGGAGCAAAUUUAAGCAGAUUUUUACCGCCGCAUUCCUAUAUAGAUGGUCGCUCAACGAAGCCGCGAGAUGUGGUUGCGGCAAUACGCGAUUCGAUGGACAACUCUACACUGUACGAGGAAUAUUUUAAGUGGAGAAACCUAUAUACGGUGGUAAAGCACCAACCGUUUUGCGACCUCUGCGAUAUUUUAAAUACGAGAGGGCGCCACCCCAAGCCAGUCGGCCGCCCAAUGGCGUCCCUCGCGCCGGCGACCUCCAGUGCAAACAGCGCCUCUCCUGAAUACCACAUAAUUGAGUGGCUCCUCGAAUCACCACUGAUCCAUCGUCGGGGUCGU
Iphiclides podalirius (scarce swallowtail) is the source of this 1137-nucleotide messenger RNA. The record is from the annotation of a GenBank genome assembly. Lineage: Eukaryota; Metazoa; Arthropoda; Insecta; Lepidoptera; Papilionidae.